This is a messenger RNA of Chlorella variabilis, 603 nucleotides long. RefSeq lists its product as hypothetical. The record is from RefSeq and is a predicted model, not a curated record. The transcript has 2 exons. Gene Ontology annotation, molecular function: RNA binding. NCBI's taxonomy places the organism in Eukaryota, Viridiplantae, Chlorophyta, Trebouxiophyceae, Chlorellales, Chlorellaceae. The coding region runs from base 1 to 603 and encodes 200 amino acids.
AUGGGCAGGGGCCUGUGCACCGUCAACCUGGGUCAGAAGGGGCUGACCCCCACCUUCCUGGACGGCUUCCGGACCGCCCUCACCGCCAACGGACUGGUCAAGGUCAAGGUGGGCUCAUGUGACGACAGCCCUGACGAGGUGGCAGAGGUGCUGGCUGCGGCGGGCGACUGCGUGCUGGUGCAGAAGAUCGGCUUCACCCUCACCUUCUACCGAGACAAGGGCCUGCCGCCGCCGCCUCCCCUCAAGCCGGCGGCCGCCGCCAAGCCGCGCGCGGCCAAGGCUGGCGCGGCCAAACCCGCAGCCUCGGCAGCGCCGCCUGCGACAGCUGGCCCGGAGGGAGAGGAGGCAGGGGCCGAGGAGGCGGGUCGGGGCGGCGAGCGUGCUGAGGUGGCGCCAGUGGAUGCUGACGAGGUGGAUGCUGAGCUGGCGGUGUACCUGCUGGAGAACGAGGAUGCCUUCAGCGACUCGGACAGCGAGGGGGAGGAGGAGGAGGAGGAGGUUGACUAUGGGCGGCCCAACAGCAGCCGCAGGCAGGCGGCGGCGGCCAGGGCGGCCCGGGAGAAGCGGCCGCCGCCGCCGCCCGAGUUCACCGUCAUCGGGUGA